Messenger RNA from Magnusiomyces paraingens, 3003 nucleotides. RefSeq lists its product as uncharacterized. Bases 1 to 3003 code for a protein of 1000 amino acids. The record is from RefSeq and is a predicted model, not a curated record. Lineage: Eukaryota; Fungi; Ascomycota; Dipodascomycetes; Dipodascales; Dipodascaceae. Gene Ontology annotation, biological process: mitotic chromosome condensation. Gene Ontology annotation, cellular component: condensin complex; condensed chromosome. The transcript is spliced from 2 exons.
AUGGAAGAACCAUCAGAGGAAAACCUCAGACAGCUGAGGAAUCUUAUGGCUCAAGAGUUUAUGAAUGCCCAAAAUUCAGCCGCAGGUCACCGUAAGAUUACAGCAUCACUUAUAAACAUUCAGGAACAAGCUGCUGCUCAUGGCAUGGAAGAUAAUUUUAAUAAGACAUACGCAUUGCUCAUGAAUCGUGCUCUUGUCGUCAAAAAGAAUGAAACUUCGGCCGAUUUAUUAGUUAGGCUUACACAGUCUUUUUCCAGCAAGGUUCAAGCGAGGUAUGCAGAGGAAGAAGACGAAGACGGUACCAAUAUUGGUGUUCGAUUUAUUGAAUUCAUCAUCCGACACUUUUUAAAAGGUAUUGAUGCUAAAAACAGCGUGGUCCGGUACCGGUGCUGUCAGUUUAUUUAUAGUAUCACAAAUGUUUUGACCGACAUGUCUGAAGAACUUUGUGAAGAACUCAAACACAAGAUGGAUCUGCAGCUUUAUGAUCAACAACCCUACGUGCGUAUGUGUGCAGCUCUUACUAUGGUUAGAUUACAGGAUGACCCAAAAGAAGUUGCUGAUGAUACAUUUUCAGUUACAAGUCACUUGAUCCAAGUUCUUCGCCAUGAUCCAAGCGCUGAAGUUCGUCGUGCUGUUUUGGUGAAUCUUGAUCCAACUAGUUUUACGAUGCCUAAAAUGUUAGAGCGUGCACUGGACACUAAUCUUGUGAAUCGACGUGUCGUUUAUUCUCGCGUUAUGAAUGCUAUUGGCGAUUUCCGGUUUAUUAGGAUUAAGCAUCGUGAGAAACUGCUCAAAUGGGGUCUCAAGGAUCGCGAUGUUAGUGUGCGCAAGGCUGCAACAAAGAUGCUCUUAGAGCAGUGGCUUACCAAUGUUGACAACAAUGUUCUUGAAAUUUUAGAACGUAUCGAUAUCAUAAACAGCGUUGAAGUUGGCGAAACCACCAUUAAUGUCAUCCUGGCGAACAAGCCUGAAAUUGCAAACUCCAUAAAGCUGACAGAGGAACAGUGGUAUAAUCUUACGCCAGAGCUUGCAUUUUUACUUCGCACAGCAAAUGCGUUUUUCAUUAAAGAAAAAAGAACUGCCAAUAUUGACAAGCUACUACCAGAACUUUCUGGGUUGUGCACAGCAUUAGAGCAUUACAUUAACCUACUGUUCAAACUUGACUAUGAAGAAUCUAAUACCGACGAGGAAAAUGACGAACAUUUUAAGAAAAAAUUGGACAUGGAGUUCAUUGUGGAACAACUUUUUAUUGUGAUUGAAACCUAUGACUUUGGUGAUGAAAUUGGUCGUCGUAAUAUCCUGGCAGUGAUUCGUGAAUCCAUUACAAAUCUCAAGUUUAGCUCGCCACAACUCUUUUCACGAUCAGUUGUUAUUAUUCGCAAGCUCUCUGUGAAAGAAAGUGAUUUUUCACAGGUUAUUGUGGAACUGCUUUCUGAUAUGAAUGAUAGGCUAGAGGAAAAUCUUGAGGCCGUGGAGGAUGAAGAAAAGAAGAUUAUCUUGACACUUGGCUGCCAUACACGGUGCUUGUGCUUGCUUCAGAGUACCCUUGAGUUUAUAAACUUACCACUAGAGCGAAACAACUAUCUUAGUUCAGUACUAACUUCCACAGUCAUUCCCGCUGUCCACAGCAUGUACCCAGAACUUCGAUUAGGUGGAUUAAAGUGCCUGGCACUCUAUUGUUUAAUUAGCAGGAAACUUGCUGCUGAAAAGCUUGAGUUAUUUGGAAAAGCUUUUCUUAUAGGUGACUACGAUAACAAGGGCAUUGUCAUUAAGGCACUAACAGAUAUACUAAUGGUACAUGGCAAAACUUUGGUGGAUGAUGAAGAGUGUAAUGUCGACAUGCGCAGUUUAUACAAACUUUACUACAAGGCCUUUGGAUCACUUGAUGACAAAAACGAAGAUGAGGAAGAUUCUGAAGAAGAUCGAGAAUUGCAAGCAAUUGCUUGUUUUGCUCUGUGUAAACUUAUGGUCAAUGGCAUUUUCGAUGACCCGCUAAUUUUGCAGCUGGCUGUUCUCAUGUACUUUAGCAACCAGACAUCAGUGAGCGAACAACAGUGUCAGCAACUGAGUUACUGUUUACCUGUAUUUUGCUUUUCAUCUGCAGAUCACCAGCAAUUAAUGGCAGACAUUACGGUAGACUCACUGAAAAGGCUUGUACGGUCUUAUAACAAUAUGCCAGUAAAUGUUCCUGGCAUGCUUAAUCCCACUCAGAUUGCUGCGCAAUUUAUUGACUGGACCAACCCAGCCAAGGUGGUUGUGAAAUCUAAGGAAACUGGUGAACUUGUUAACAAUGGUGGCCACCCCAAUAUACAUUUGGGACUGGCUAAAUCAAUGCUGGAGCGAUUGAUGGAUGGCGGGUUCCGAUCCAAGGAGGAAUGCAAGGCAUUGUGUCUAAGUUUCGGAAAACUCAAUAUUCCAGUUUCUGUGGACUUGAAAUUAUUGGAAGAAACAUACAGUCUGGUCAGCAAUAUUGUUAAAGAAAAGUUAGUGAAGGAGGCUUUUCUGAAAAAUGCGCUAGUGAAAUUUGAAAAGGAACUUGAUACACGGAUUGGAAAGAUUUACGAAAAGAGUGGUGAGAGAAGGCGGAGUAACCACAACGGUAACAGCAAUAGCAGAGAGUCUUCGGUAGCAGCCAAGGAAAAAACUGACGCAUCUGAUGCAGAAGAAGCUGAAGUAAGUGAAGAAACGACUAGCAAGGAGCCAGUCACAGCGGCAGAAGCUGCACCUGCGGAAGAUUCCGAUGUGGAGAUGGAGGACGAUUUGGAGGCAAUUCCUGUGAUUGCAAAAGCCACAACAAAACCGUUGAAGAAGAAGUCAAUAUUAGUUGCCGAUACUGCUCCAGUCGCUAUUGAUGAUGAGAGUGAGCUUAGUGAGCUCAGUGAGCUCAGUGAGUUAUCUACGAGUAGUGAGGACGAAGGCGAAGAUGAGAUCAAGAAAGUCAAAGAUGUUAGCGACGACAACGACGACGAAGAAGAAGAAGAUGAUGAUGAUGAGGAGGAGUAG